UGCGCCCUCCCCUCCCGCCUGCAGAACCUCCGGAACCCGAAGCUGGAGAAAGCGGAGAUCCUGGAGUUCGCCGUGGGCUACUUGAGGGAGCGCAGCCGGGUGGAGCCCCCGGGGGUUCCCCGGUCCCCAGCCCAGGACGCCGAGGCGCUCGCCAGUUGCUACUUGUCCGGCUUCCGCGAGUGCCUGCUCCGUUUGGCGGCCUUCGCGCACGACGCCAGCCCGGCUGCCCGCGCCCAGCUCUUCUCCGCGCUGCACGGCUACCUGCGCCCCAAACCGCCCCGGCCCGAGCCGGUAGAUCCCAGGCUCCCAGCGCCACGCCAAACGCUGGACCCCGCCGCACCGGCCCUUGGCCCCGCGCUGCACCAGCGCCCCCUAGUGCACCAGGGCCCCCCUAGCCCGCGCUGCUCAUGGUCCCCAUCCCUCUGCUCCCCGCGCGCCGGGGAUCCCGGCGCGCCGGCGCCCCUCACUGGACUGCUGCCGCCGCCGCCGCCGCCGCCUCACAGACAAGAGGGGGCGCCCAAGGCCCCGCCACCCCCGCCGCCCGCGUUCUGGAGACCUUGGCCCUGA
Messenger RNA from Cynocephalus volans (Philippine flying lemur), 567 nucleotides. RefSeq names its product hes family bHLH transcription factor 7 (gene HES7). The record is from RefSeq and is a predicted model, not a curated record. The annotation marks the transcript as partial. Gene Ontology annotation, cellular component: nucleus. Gene Ontology annotation, biological process: regulation of transcription by RNA polymerase II; regulation of neurogenesis; anterior/posterior pattern specification. The transcript has 2 exons. Lineage: Eukaryota; Metazoa; Chordata; Mammalia; Dermoptera; Cynocephalidae. Gene Ontology annotation, molecular function: RNA polymerase II cis-regulatory region sequence-specific DNA binding; DNA-binding transcription factor activity, RNA polymerase II-specific.